Penicillium taxi is the source of this 720-nucleotide messenger RNA. RefSeq lists its product as uncharacterized. Bases 1 to 720 code for a protein of 239 amino acids. The transcript has a single exon. NCBI's taxonomy places the organism in Eukaryota, Fungi, Ascomycota, Eurotiomycetes, Eurotiales, Aspergillaceae. The record is from RefSeq and is a predicted model, not a curated record.
AUGGCACGACCUACCAUAGAACAAAAAUUGACCGAAGAUGCUCAUCGUUUAGACUGGUGUCUUCACAACCCAGAAGCACAGUGCAAUGUCAAACCGAGUAAGAUGACUCUCGACGACCUCGCCACCAGAUUUCCAGGAGCUUACCGAGAAUUCGUUGAUGACGUCCAAGCAGUCCACGAAUUCAUCGACGAUGACAUUCAAGCAGGCAAUGAAUUCGUCGAAACACGUUUUGAUCUACUCGGUUUUCCCUACCGUGAACAUUUCAAUUGUGUUUCCUUCAUUACUGGAGUGAAGUUGACACCGGAUUUGCACUGGUGCGGACUUAUCAGAGAAGGCGCUGUCGUGAUUGAGAUAAUCAAACGCCAGAAAAGCUGUGACGCUCCCUACAUCUCAGAGAUAACUCAAGCCGCCUACUCAUACCUUUACCACAUCAACACUCUGAAAUACGUGUUUUUUACUUACGUCUGCAACGAGCAGACGCUACUUUACUUGAAGUCCCUUCAUGAGGACUGCAACCGCAGUAAUGAACACAAAGUAUGGGAACGAGGCAACAAAAAUUACUGGGCUUUGCUCGGAACACCCCUAGGAAAGGUAGUCACAGCUCUGCUACUUGGUGCCUUUCCUCGGGGUACCCGACACGUCGCCAGAAUCAUCACAUGGCUCUCCCCUGAUGACUUUGUCUCCUCGUACUCAAUGGAGUUUGACAUUGAGGCGAUUUAA